Candidula unifasciata is the source of this 210-nucleotide messenger RNA. The record is from the annotation of a GenBank genome assembly. Lineage: Eukaryota; Metazoa; Mollusca; Gastropoda; Stylommatophora; Geomitridae.
AAAAUGGCAGUAUUUUGGUACAAUGUCAAACUUUCGGGAGAAUUAGACCAUAAGACACUAGAUGGUGGUUGUCCAGUUGUUGUGGGAAAUAAAUGGGUAUUUAAUAAAUGGGUAUGGAAAUACGGCAACACAUUUACCCGGCGCUGCGGUCUGACACCCGACGCAACACAGCUGGACAUAGAACCAUACAUGAGAAAAGGCUUGGUGUAA